This is a messenger RNA of Heteronotia binoei (common prickly gecko), 2187 nucleotides long. Its product is annotated as oocyte zinc finger protein XlCOF6-like. Gene Ontology annotation, molecular function: DNA-binding transcription factor activity, RNA polymerase II-specific; RNA polymerase II cis-regulatory region sequence-specific DNA binding. Bases 1 to 2187 code for a protein of 728 amino acids. Gene Ontology annotation, biological process: regulation of transcription by RNA polymerase II; central nervous system development. The record is from RefSeq and is a predicted model, not a curated record. The transcript is spliced from 5 exons. NCBI's taxonomy places the organism in Eukaryota, Metazoa, Chordata, Lepidosauria, Squamata, Gekkonidae. Gene Ontology annotation, cellular component: nucleus.
AUGUGGGCCACAUCUGUGAAGAUAGAAGCUGCAUUCCCUGAGGCGGAAGGAGCUUCCUUGGAGCAAGGGCAGAAGAGGGCGCAGGCCGUGGAGCGUGCCCAAGGUGCCCUCUCCUGUGGAACAGGCAGUGGAGAGAUGCUGUUGAGCCGUCUUCUUUUCAGAGGUGUGGAAACGGCUGCUGCACCUGCAGCCCAGGGCCCCUUUUCCUUGGAGGAGGUGUCCGUGUCUCUCUCUGAGGCUGAGUGGGCCCUGCUGGAUCCGGGACAGAGAGCUCUCUACCGGGAAGUCAUGCUGGAGAACUAUGGGAUCGUGGCCUCUCUGGCAGAGGAUGGUCAGAGGAAUGAGGAGGGUGAGGAACUUCAUCUACAAUUGCCAGACAGAGUUAAUAAUGAAGUCAUAAGAGGAAACAACAGGGAUAAAAGCACACCUAAUAGAAAGAAAGACAGCUGUUUGGUUAAGGAAAGUUAUGGAAGAAAACGUAAGAUACAUUUUCCAAAGCACAAUGUAAUGAAGACAAGUAAAACCAUUCAGUUUGGAAAAUACUUCAAAUAUAGAUCACAGUUUCCUGUGAAGCAAAGAAUACACAGAGGAGAGAAACCUUCAGAGUGUGGAAAGAAAUUCAAUCAGAGUAGAAAUCUCCAGCAGCAUAGAAUAUGCAAAGAUGAUAACCGUUUUGAAUGCUCUGAGUGUGGAAAGAGAUUGAGUAGCAAUGGCCAUCUUCAAGUCCAUCAGAGAACCCACACAGGUGAGAAACCAAAUGAAUGCUCAGAGUGUGGAAAAAGAUUCAGUAGCAAUGGCCAUCUUCAAGUCCAUCAGAGAACCCACACAGGUGAGAAACCAAAUGAAUGCUCAGAGUGUGGAAAAAGAUUCAGUAGCAAUGGCCACCUUCAAGAACAUCAGAGAACUCACACAGGUGAGAAACCAUUUGAAUGCUCAGAUUGUGGAAAAAGGUUCAGUCGGAGUGGUGGACUUCAACGGCAUCAAAGAUCUCACACAGGGGAGAAACCUUUUGAGUGCUCAGAGUGUGGAAAGAGAUUCAGUCAGAGUGGUGGACUUCAACAGCAUCAAAGAUCUCACACAGGAGAGAAACCUUUUGAAUGCUCAGAGUGUGGAAAGAGAUUCAGUCUGAGUUCCAAUCUUCAACGGCAUCAAAGAUCCCACACAGGUGAUAAACCGUUUGAAUGCUCAGAGUGUGGAAAGAGAUUCAGUCAGAGUGGCAGUCUUCAACGGCAUCAAAGAUCUCACACAGGAGAGAAACCUUUUGAAUGCUCAGAAUGUGGAAAGAGAUUCAGUGAGAGUGGCAGUCUUCACCAACAUCAGAGAACCCACAGAGGGGAAAAACCUUUUGAAUGCUCAGAGUGUGGGAAGAGAUUUAGUCUGAGUGGCACUCUUCAGUAUCAUCUAAGAACCCACAGAGGGGAGAAACCUUUUGAGUGCUCAGAGUGUGGAAAGAGAUUCAGUCAGAGUGGCCAUCUUCAAAAACAUCAGAGAACCCACACAGGAGAGAAACCAUUUGACUGCUCAGAGUGUGGAAAGAGAUUCAGUCAGAGUUCCAGUCUUCAGCGGCAUCAGAGAAUCCACACAGGAGAGAAACCUUUUGAAUGCUCAGAGUGUGGUAAGAGAUUCAGUAUGAGUGGCAGUCUUCAAAAGCAUCAGAGAAUCCACACAGGGGAGAAACCUUUUGAAUGCUCAGUGUGUGGAAUGAGAUUCAAGCAGAGUGGCCAUCUUCAAUACCAUGAAAGAAGCCACACAGGGGAGAAAUGUUUUGAAUGCUCAGAAUGUGGGAAAAGAUUGAGUAGACGUACUCAUCUUCAAAGUCAUCAAAGAAUCCACACAGGGGAGAAACCAUUUGAAUGCUCAGAAUGUGGAAAGAGAUUCACUGAGAGAGGCCAUCUUCAAAAACAUCAGAGGACCCACACAGGGGAGAAACCUUUUGAAUGCUCAGAGUGUGGAAGAAGAUUCAGUAUGAGUUCCAGUCUUCAGCGGCAUCAGAGAAUCCACACAGGAGAGAAACCUUUUGAAUGCUCAGAGUGUGGUAAGAGAUUCAGUCAGAGUGGCAGUCUUCAAAAGCAUCAGAGAAUCCACACAGGGGAGAAACCUUUUGAAUGCUCAGUGUGUGGAAUGAGAUUCAAGCAGAGUGGCCAUCUUCAAUACCAUGAAAGAAGCCACACGGGAGAAAUGUUUUGA